UGCAAUUAGUCUUACAAGUCACUUGACCAGAGACUUUUGCACACAGCUCAUUACCUUUGACCAACAUGGCGGCCUCGUUGGGACGAAUUUGUCGAUCGGGUCUUUUAAAAGCAAAUAACGGGAGUUUGUACAAUCAGACCUGUAACUUUUCUACGACGAGAGAAUGGUCGCGAGGACGAAAAAUAUUCUUGACGUGUUUCGGGGCUGCAGCUGGGGGUGCUGGCGCUCUAAUUUAUGCCUUAGAAAAUUCGUUACAUGCUGAAGAUGCAGUGGCUCAUCCACCCAAUUAUCCCUGGAGUUUUAAUGGUAUGCUCAGCUCUCUGGACCAUGCAAGUAUGCGACGAGGGUGGGAGGUUUACAAAAACGUAUGUUCUGCAUGCCACAGUUUAAAAUACGUUGCCUACCGGCAUUUAGUCGGUGUUACUCACACCGAAGAGGAGGCGAAAGCUCUUGCAGAAGAAGUCCAGGUGCAAGAUGGACCCAACGAUCUUGGGGAAAUGUACAUGCGACCGGGAAAACUGUUUGACUUUGUACCGGACCCGUAUCCCAAUGAAGAAGCUGCUCGUGCAGCAAAUAAUGGUGCAUACCCGCCAGAUCUUUCGUUCAUCCAGAACGCAAGACACAAUGGGGAGAAUUACAUCUUCGCCCUAUUGACCGGAUACUGUGAUCCACCAGCUGGAAUUACCUUGAGGGAGGGUCAGGCCUUCAAUCCCUACUUUCCGGGAGGUGCCAUCGGUAUGGGUCAAGUCAUUUAUGACGAAGUAUUGGAAUUUGAAGACGGAACGCCAGCAAGUGCUUCGCAGGUGGCAAAGGACGUUGUCAAUUUCCUAAUGUGGACUUCCAACAUGGAGCACGACGAGAGGAAGAAGCUGGGUCUCAAGGUGAUUGGAGUGGGAUCGGUUCUGUUAGUUUUGUGUUACUACCUCAAGAGACAUAAGUGGUCUGUAAUAAAAACCACCAAGCUAGCGUUCGUCCCCCCGAAAAAGAAGUAAAGGAAUUGUGGAGACUAAGUCAAUUCAACUGUUAGGUCAGAAAGGUUGCUUGGAACAUUAGAUAUGUCCGGGUGCGAGCAGUAGUUUUUUAUUUUAAAGAAUUCGCAGCAGCAAAAAAAUAAUGAGAAAAAGAAAAGGAUUGUUGGGGCCCGGAAUCCAAGGUCCUCUCGACAAUCUUUGAUCUUUCUCAACAAGCCCAGCAUUAUCAACACGAAGUCAUCUAAUGAAAUGUACAUACAUACGUCUGUAAGCAAUGCCACCCAUUGUCUUCUCAAUUAAAUCGUUAAUUCACGUAA
Messenger RNA from Belonocnema kinseyi, 1288 nucleotides. It is a transcript of the gene Cyt-c1, whose product is annotated as cytochrome c1, heme protein, mitochondrial. NCBI's taxonomy places the organism in Eukaryota, Metazoa, Arthropoda, Insecta, Hymenoptera, Cynipidae. The record is from RefSeq and is a predicted model, not a curated record. Gene Ontology annotation, biological process: mitochondrial electron transport, ubiquinol to cytochrome c. Gene Ontology annotation, molecular function: electron transfer activity; heme binding. The coding region runs from base 66 to 992 and encodes 308 amino acids. The transcript has 8 exons.